Vigna umbellata (rice bean) is the source of this 2735-nucleotide messenger RNA. Its product is annotated as TFIIB zinc-binding protein. Gene Ontology annotation, biological process: termination of RNA polymerase I transcription; DNA-templated transcription. Gene Ontology annotation, cellular component: RNA polymerase I complex. Gene Ontology annotation, molecular function: zinc ion binding; nucleic acid binding. Lineage: Eukaryota; Viridiplantae; Streptophyta; Magnoliopsida; Fabales; Fabaceae. The record is from RefSeq and is a predicted model, not a curated record.
CAUCACAGCCCAUUAAUUAAAAAAAGUGUUUGCUCCUACUUUCGUCCGUAUAGGGUUUUUGCAGCUUCGUCAUCCUCUGCGCUAAACACAACUGUGCAUAUCACCUCCAAUGGCGUAUUAUUCUUCUAGACUCGAUUUCUUUUGCCAUUUGUGUGGGACAACGCUAAUUGUUCCUUCUUCUGAGUACGCCCAAUGCCCUUUAUGCAAAACUCUCCGAGACAUACAAGAUAUUCGUGAUAAGGAAAUAAGUUACACAAUUACUGCUGAGGAGAUCAGAAGAGAGCUUGGAAUGGAAAUAAUCGAGGAACAGAAGGUUCAAUUAUCGAAGGUCAACAAGAAAUGUGAAAAAUGUGGCCAUGAUGAAGCUAACUUUUAUACCAGACAGAUGAGAUCAGCAGAUGAAGGGCAAACUACUUUCUAUACAUGUACCCGUUGUGGUCAUCAAUCUCAGGAGAAUUAGUGGUUUACUUUAAGGCUAUCUUUGGAAGGAAUGUACCAGGAAAAAUAGAAUGAUCUUUAAGGUUAUUUUGUAUCUGAUAAUAUGCCGCACCUGACCCCUACUAAGGUUGUUAUCUGGACUUGGUUAUUAAUUAAUAAGCCUUUUUACCUUAAAUUUCUUUUGUAUAUCAGCUAUAAAUAAUUAACACUACCUGGAGAAAUGGCGUAGCAGUACAACCCAAGUAGGCUAGAUUCAACAUAAAAAUUGGGUUGUCUACUCUGUCGAGCAUGAAGUUUAACAAAUUAGGUUCCUCAUCCUUAUAUAAUAAGAUAUUUUAGCCUUUUAACUCAGCAUAUCCGUUUAACAAAUCUUUCCAAACUUCCCAUCCUAAAGUUGAUUUGAGAAUUUUGGUUAUGUUGACUCUUCUUCAUACGUUUGGUUGCAUAUUUUACACUUGUCUAUUUAGUUUUGGUGCAAUGAGGUAUAUGUCCAGUGGUGAACCUGUAUUUAGUAUAAUUUUUUGUGGCUUGUAUUAAAAAAGUAGCUUUAGUCUGUAGCCUUACUUUAUGAAAUCAAAUUGUGUAAAAUAUGAAUUACCAAGAAAACAGUCCUUUGGGUUUCAAGAAGGGGAGAAAAACUGUGAAUAAUAUAUCUAUCAAAACUCCUCCAUCUGCACUUGUCUUGGCAGAACGAUCACUUCUGCAGCAGUGAUCUCGAAGUUUGUGAGUUUUCUCAUCCUUUCUCACUUGCCCAUUUCAUUUCAACGUUUCUCUGCAUUGGUAAUUUAGGGAUGCAUGUUUCGUAUUAGCUUUCUAUUUCACCUCUGCGGAUGUUGUUUGUUUAUAAUUCUUUUGGAAUGAAUGCUGUGUAUCUGGGCGAUUUCAACUGCUAGAUCUAGAUUGUAUUGUAGUUAUUUCAUAUGUCCUAUUUAGAUUUCCUAUUCUUAUACCAUUAGGAUCGAUGAAACAUUUCUUAGUGUGUUUGUACCAUAUAAUUGGGUUCGUUUUGUGAUUUAAUCAGGUGCUAUUGCUAUUUCUACGAAGAAAAGUUGAUUGUGGGUUUUGGGCUUUCCGUUCUCUUUGAUGUGUUUAUACUCUGGAUUCAACAAGUAGGCUAGAUUCAACAAGCAUGAAAGUUUCGGGUUCCUCAUCUUUUUAUAAUAACUCAGCAUCACUGUUUAACAAAUCUUUCCAACUUCUGAUCCUAAAGUUGAUUUGAGAACUUUGGUUAUGUUGAAUCUUCUUCAUACGUUUGGUUGCAUAGUUUACCCUUGCCUAUUUAGUUUUGAUACAAUGAGGUAUAUGAGUGUGGUGAACCUGUAUUUAGUGUAAUUUUGUGACUUGUAUUAAGAAAGUAGCUCCAGUCUGUAGCCUCACUAUGAAAUUGAAAUGUGUCAGUUAUGAAUUACCAAGAAAACAGUCCUUUUAUUAAGAGGUGAUUUGGUUUAACAGAACAACUUUGGUAUUUUAUGUAGACUUUAUGGGGGUUUACUUGGUAACUUAAUGGUAUGCUUGAAGUUUUGUUCAAAGUUAGUGUAUAUAAUGUCGAACUUAUAAUGCUUAAAAUUAAUUGGUGUCCUCCAGUUCUAUUUUAUGUAUGAUACUAUGUGAUGUUUCAUAGAUGGAAAGCCUGUGUAAGUGAGAUUUUCCUUUAUGCACCUUCUGGUUUUUUCUCCUUAUAAUUUGCCACUCUCCCUCAUACACAAAAACCACAUCCCUAAGUUAGGAAAAAAAAAUUCAAAUCUUAUUAUAUAAAUCAUUUAAUGUUCUUGGCAAUCAGGGAACUUGCGAAGCACUUAAUAAGUCAUGUGGGUGCUGUGGAAGCAUUUUGGAAGAUGAGGCACAACGUGAACAAUGAGAGUCAACAUGUGACUUGGUAACUCAUGUCUUCUGUCACGUGUGUGCUCUUUGUCAUGAGUGUCGUGGGCUCCGUCCCAGGUUACCUCAUCCUGGCUGUAAUGCUCAACCGGUACUGGUUAUGAUUCCCCCAGCCGAACAGACCAUGGGACGUGAAGCUUGAAGAUUCUCCAUCAUCUUGGAAGUGCUAUUCUUGUGUAUGUCACUGAUGCCUCUAUGAUUUGAUGUUGAACCAUGUUAUGACUCCAUCUAAAAUGGAUCCUGGCUUUUUCAUUUUCUUUUUAUAAAUAAGAACAUUAAACCUAUUAAUUCUGUUUGCCUCCCUUUUAUUUUGUAUUAUAUAUAGAUUUGAAUCAUAUGAGAGAAAUUUUCUCCCAAUAACUAUGUCUAUGGGUAACUAGUAUUUAGAUAAUGAACUCAAUGAAAGAAUUUGGUACAUU